UUUCGUUGUGUUCAGUGCCAGUGCCACUCGGCUACGGGCAAAGCCAAGGACUGGGGUAGGUCCUACCUCUUCAAAAAACACGAACUCGUCACUUGAGGACAACGUUCGUUUCAUUCCAAACAUUGAAGAGACCCGUACUCAUUGGCAAGACGGGCUUCAGUCAGCCACACAGUGUCUCCUCCUUCCUUAUACGUUACGGUCGUAUUAGUGGUCAGGCCCAGUCUCUGUUGGAAGCUGCUCAAAGCAGCGCGUGUUCGUUGUCACUCUGCAAUCGGAGCCGUUUUUUUUUCUAUCUUUUUUCGAAAAGUUGCUAGGCGCCUUUUAUUCCGACUCUAUUUUUUUGUUUACCCUUUUCCUUGACGCCGGAUACAUCCGACAAGACUUGCCUAAUGCGGUGUGUUCUGUUCAAACAAAACCUGAUGGCGACCUUUUGAAAGAUUAUUUAGAACUUGUUGAAUCACGUCCCCCUCUCGGCGUAUUACAUCAGUGCCACUGUGUAAGCCAGAAAGAAAAACCAGUCUUGUUUUCCAUUUGAUGAUCAUCAAUUUGAUUAGUCGUCAGGCCGUCGUCGAAGAAUCUUCCCACAUUCCCCAGCCCAUUGCCGUCUGCUUCAUGGUCAACCGGACGGCACAUCGACUCAACAUCAGUCCUAAGACGGAUGACUAGAUUACAAAUGCUGUAGAUCCAAAGAAAAUCCUACACACCCUCUUAUCGUUUUGCUUCCCCUUUGACUACCUUCGGAGUUGGUUGUGACGUCUGGAAGAAAGAAAAUUCGGGGGUUGGCUCAGCGAUUAGUCGCCAAGGAAAUAAAUCUCAUCCAGACCUAAAUACAUGCAGAACGACAACGACGAACUGGAUUUGCAUGUCUAACUUGAAUGAGGCCAUCAAUCUCCGACACCAGUGGUCCGAGUCGUUGCUGUAGUUGCCCAGCUGGGUCCGUUUGAAUCGCCCAGUUGAUGGCCAGCCAGCAGUCUCAACGUUGGGGCUACGUCCAGCAGCCAACCGAUUACCAACAACAACAACAACAACUUGGCCGGCCAGAUAACAAUCCCUCGUCGUCCGCUUUAGAACGUCUUGCCUCAUCUAAUUCGUCUUUCACUGCCGUCGUCUCUACGGUGGGCAAUGACAUGUUGCCCUUGUCUUCUUCAUCGUCAUCUUCUUGCUCGUCGUCAUCAUCAGUCAGCGAUACAGACGCGUCCGCGAUGGAAGCCAUGAAAGUCGACCCUUUGGAUCUCACCUGUAACAGUCAGAGUAUCAGCAGAAGUAGCCCUACUAGCGGAGGGGCCACAGGCCACCGCAACAGGAACGACUCUGCACCGGCCGUCUUAGAUUAUGAAGAUCAGUCAUCUUCUGUUGCGCAAGCAUCGGGUUCCAUUAGCAGUGGCUGCAACAAUCGGACUCUCUUGUUCGGCCUCGAUGACGGCGAGCGUACGGAUCAUCAACAACAGCAGCGUCCAAAUCAUCGGUUGAUGGGUACCACCGCAGUGGUAGAUGGAACAGGGACGCAACAAGCGUCAGCAGUCAGCGUUGCAACACCUGCUACUACCGGUGUGGUUGCGCCUCCGGCUCCAGCAGCAGCGAUAACAGGUGGAGAAGAAGCUCAUCGAUGCGACAUGUGUGGGAAAACGUUCGCCGUUCCGGCCCGACUGACCCGUCACUAUCGAACGCAUACAGGUGAACGGCCGUUUGUUUGUGAAGUGUGUGGCAAGUCUUUUUCGGUCAAGGAGAAUUUAAGCGUCCAUCGAAGGAUCCACACGAAGGAGAAGCCGUACAGGUGUCCUCACUGCGGCCGUGGAUUCGAACACAGCGGUAAAUUGCACAGGCACAUGAGGAUCCACACGGGGGAGCGUCCCCAUCAGUGCACUGAUUGCGGAAAGACGUUUAUCCAAUCAGGACAGCUCGUGAUUCACAUGCGUUCCCAUACAGGUGAAAAACCGUACGUCUGUACUGUUUGUAGCAAAGGAUUUACCUGUUCAAAACAGCUCAAAGUCCAUUCACGAACCCAUACAGGUGAACGGCCUUAUGCUUGCGACGUAUGCGGCAAAACAUUUGCAUACAAUCACGUAUUGAAAUUGCAUCAAAUGGCUCAUCUUGGCGAGCGAUUGUAUAAGUGCACCAUUUGCUCUGAGACGUACAGUUCGAAGAAAACGCUGGAGGCUCAUAUCAAAAUGCACGGAGUUUCCCCGACGCGACAAUCUCCCAUUCCUUCCACUUCGUCUGUUCCCGUUGCCGUGCCGAUGAGCAAUUCCAUCAGUCAGCAACACGUCCGCCCCGGUGGAAUGGCAACGGCGAAUGAUCACCACCAUCUGGGCAGGCGUUUACAAGGCCGUCACAGCACUGGCGUUUUUAUUGAUAACAAUCAGACUAACAGAAACAGCCGAUUGGGAGCCCGUCUUGGAGAAAAUGCAACUGAGCGGAUAUCGAAUCACCAGCAGCCAUCGUUAUCGCCUUCGUCUGCCGAGAGUAACGGCAGCAGUCCGUCCGAUAUGGACGCAAUGAGCGGCCCUUCCGCUAGUAACAACACGAAUAAUAACAAUCUGUUGCUAAUGGAGGCUCAACGUCAUUUCCCCAUUCAACAACAUCCGGCCGGCCUUUCGUGGAACGUGUUGAAUAAUUUGGCUCUGUCACGUGCUGCCACCAUCGGCCAUCACCUAGCGCAGUCUCGCGAAUACGAAGAUUCUCAGCAGCAAGUACAGCAACAGCCAAUGUCCAGCAGUCAUCAACAGGAUCGAAGUCAUUUCGCUUAUCCUCAACUGUUGAACGCCACGAGAUCCGGCGGAUUGGCUGUUCAAGUGGAUUCGAAACGUCUAGCGCAUCAUUUACAACAGCAGCAACCGUUCAAAAAUCAGUCAACUGUCAGUAAUAACCAUCCGACCGGAUCGGUGGAUUAUUCUCCAAUGACAUAUCUACGUCCGAUGCCUCCUCUCAUUCCCGUUACGGCAGCUGGACCUCUGUUGGCAGCUUCACCGACUUCGCUUCGAACCCUGGAACGUCAUCCUUCAGUGACAGGUCAUUCUUCGGCUGCCGAUUCGUUGGCCGCUGUUCCGCCAGCCCUCCGGCCGUUAGACGGAUCAGCUACGACUCACGGACCACCACGCAAGAGCUCGCGAUUCCGCGGAGGUGAAGGUAGCGGAUCGGCGGGCGACGGCGGAUGUAAUAGCGAAUCAUCCGAUUCGCCUCCGUCAUCCGCUUCGUCUUCACCGUCGCUGAUGUUAACGGACGUGGCAGCCUCUGACAGCCAAUCGGCUCAUCCGCUUUCGGAUGGAUUGCGCUCUACCUCAGUCAUUCGGUUUGCCCACCGGCCAAGCUCUAGCUCGUCGCCUCCAUCAUCAAAGUAAUUAGUGUUUAGUUGGUUUUUUUUAAACUGCCCGGCCUUUUUACGUACAGUUUAUUGGAAAUUGCUGAUUGCAACGGGAUGGAACGCAAGCGUCACAUUUUCUGCAAAAGAUUUUUGCGGGUGUGUGUUGUAUGCGCGUCCAUUUUUUUAACGUUCAAUGGUCAACCUUCCAAUGGGACCUGCCUCAUAUGUUAAACGUACUAUAUAUCAGAUAAAAUAAGCUCCUCCUCCCUAUCUGGUUUCAAUCUUCCCAGUUCGAUAUAAUCAGGGACCGAAUUGGUGGACAAAUGAUCGGCGUAUAUGCUCAAACUAAAUAAAAAAACAAAAAAACAGGGCCUAUAUACUCUUACACAACAUAUAUUUAGAUGUUUUUUUUUAAUUUUUCGAUCUUUGUGAACGUGCAGCUAGCCGCACGUUCACAAACAGCGGGGAAUUUUUUAUUUUUCAUUAUCGUACGAUGUCCAAUUUGUACUGUGUACACACCAGAGGGGGGGGGGGGCAAAAAAAUGGAAGCAAUUAUUUUUUUCGGGAAAAAACCAGAAAUUUUCAGAUCACUCGCCUGAUUAUUUUUGUCGAAUUGUGAUUCUUAAAAUUUUUUUCCUUUCAAACGUUCAUAAAGAUGAACAAGUUGGAUCGUUACAUUUUUUUGGGUGGUACUAGUUGUAAAUAUUUUCUAUUCGAGAUCGUGAGGUUUCGUGCCUGGCUCUACUGUUUUCCUAAUUUCUCUUUCAGGGUGGGAAGAGGGCUCAUCUUUUUAUUCUUAACGACAUGCCCAUCUUUACCGGGUGCAUUUUUAUAUCUUAAAAAAAAAAAAUUUACAAAAAAAAGGGGCAAACAGAGGAUUUUUUAUUAUUUUAUAAAAUAUGCUUAGGCCUACUACAUAUUGUAGAUAUAUAUUCAUAGUUAUAAAUAAUUAUCACGGCACGAGUCUCUUCUCAAACUUCUAUGUUGCCUUUCUUUUCAAAGGUAUUUUGGGGUCGUCCCUUUUUAUUGGGAUUUUUCUGUCUGUAUAAAAUACGGGUUAAAUUUGAUAUCAGUCACAGACCCAUGAAAUUCAACAAAACAAUCGGUUACAAACAAAUCGGCCACCACAUUUGAUACUUCCUUUUUCUGCCGCUAUAAAAUUCCCUGUUUUUCUAUUGAUAGGUGUGUGAUAUCAUAGUCGAUAUUUAUUAUAUCGUUUUAGACCCCUCCCUAUGUCCCCGCAUUUACGUGAAUGAAAAGAAAAAGAAAACCUUCUGGCAUUUAAUAUGGGGAGAUACCAUCAUCGAUCUCUCCUAAAUCGUGUUUAAUUAAUUAUUAUUAUUUUGAAAAAAAAAUGAUGUUUGUCUUAUCGCUCAUGUACGAGUAAAAAAUGUCUCAGUUUUUCACAUUUUCGCCGCCAGCAGGUGAUUUAUUCAUACGUCGAUUUAAAGGUGAAAAAAAAAAUGUGUUUUACUGAUUAUCGUGCCGAGACGAAAUUAGACCAUUUGCAUUUAUCAUAAUUUUCGAUUUUUAAUUGACUAAAUCACUAUAGGUCCAAUUAGCUCAGAAAAAAAAGAACCAUGGUAUAUACCUUUGAAUGUAAACCAUCGUUUUUCCUGUUGUUUCUCUUUUGUGUUUCAAAAGGUAACAGCACGAAUAACGUUUUGGUGGUGAUAUACGUCAUGUGUUACACACAUUUUAAAAAUAUCUUUGCUGCAUUUGGGUUAUUGAUCUCGCCCCCUUUUGAAUACUGAAAAGAUAAUGGAUUGUGUGAUUGUCAAAAGAAUGAGGUGGAUACAGGGUUGUUUAUGGGCCGGAUCCACCAGGGAGCGGAACCAUGUGAUGAUCUAUGUGAGCUAGUUUUCAAAUUUCAAUGAUUUGCAUUUGUUUUUGUUUUUUUCUCCUCCGAUUGUCCCGUUUUCUUUUUAGAAAUGUUUGUUUAAUGUUAAGUGAUUGUGUAUGUCGGGAUAAUGGACGUGCGGCGUGAUUUCGAGUACCAAAAUGAAAUGAAAAUUUUUUAAAAAUAUCUUUUUGUUCUUCUCAUCAAUAUUGUGACCGAAUGCAUUUGUUUUCAACGUCGUACGUAUAUAUCUAUACAAAAGUGAACGUUUGUUUUCACUUUUGUUCGUUCAAUGUGCUGCUCCUCUUUUAUGUUCGACCUUAACUUCGAAAUAUAAUUGGUUCGCGUCUUA
Messenger RNA from Daphnia magna, 5493 nucleotides. RefSeq names its product Krueppel homolog 1. Gene Ontology annotation, cellular component: nucleus. Gene Ontology annotation, biological process: regulation of transcription by RNA polymerase II. Gene Ontology annotation, molecular function: RNA polymerase II transcription regulatory region sequence-specific DNA binding; DNA-binding transcription factor activity, RNA polymerase II-specific. Bases 957 to 3338 code for a protein of 793 amino acids. Lineage: Eukaryota; Metazoa; Arthropoda; Branchiopoda; Diplostraca; Daphniidae. The record is from RefSeq and is a predicted model, not a curated record. The transcript has 5 exons.